Pisolithus orientalis is the source of this 450-nucleotide messenger RNA. RefSeq lists its product as uncharacterized. The record is from RefSeq and is a predicted model, not a curated record. Bases 129 to 392 code for a protein of 87 amino acids. The transcript has a single exon. NCBI's taxonomy places the organism in Eukaryota, Fungi, Basidiomycota, Agaricomycetes, Boletales, Pisolithaceae.
CGCACCAUUUCCAGCCUCAUGCAUGUCCACACUCCAAGGUGGAAGCCCCUCUGCAUCUCAACAAUCCCCUCAUUUAUCUGCAGCCUUUCCAUGUCAUUGCCACCCCAGAGCAGCAACCAGAGCUGCAGAUGUGGACACUGGAAAGGUGCUUUUUCAACAUGGAAGGUGAACAGAAACAAGAGGGCUGUGACAUUCCCAUUACUUGGAUUUCACGUGCAUUAGAGCUUGUCCCUGUAUUUGGCAGUGAAAAAGUGCCAUCCACUGUAUCUUCCACUACAUCACAAGAGCUUUAUAACUGUUUUUUUCUCAACCACUUUGCAGAUAAGGAGGUUUUCAAUACAUUCCAUGGAGUGGGGGUUCAGUUUGUUAGUGGUUCUGAUGGGGAAGCAUAGGUAGACUACUAUGACAAGUAUUAGAGUACUACAAAUUAUGAUUGGAUUGAAGUCAGAU